This is a messenger RNA of Trichoderma breve, 4212 nucleotides long. RefSeq names its product tetratricopeptide repeat domain-containing protein. Gene Ontology annotation, molecular function: protein binding. Gene Ontology annotation, cellular component: Ski complex. Lineage: Eukaryota; Fungi; Ascomycota; Sordariomycetes; Hypocreales; Hypocreaceae. The transcript has 3 exons. Bases 1 to 4212 code for a protein of 1403 amino acids. The record is from RefSeq and is a predicted model, not a curated record.
AUGUCUAGCAAGGCGGCGCUCAAAGCCAUCGCCGAUGCAGUGCGCCAACAAAAGUUUGACGAUGUCAUUGAGAAGGCCCGGGAUUUUUUGAAAAAGGAGCCCAACAACUACCAGGGUCACAUUUUCUUGGCUUUUGCGUUGGAUAAGAAGAACCGACUAGAUGAAGCUGAAGCUGUCUACCAAUCGGCAACUCAGCUGCGUCCCCAAGAUGCACAGGCUUGGCAGGGCCUCAUCAAGCUGUAUGAGAAACAGGCUGCCAAGAAGCUGCGCGAGUAUCAAACAGCAAUCGUCCAUCUAGCCCCCAUCUUUCACCAGGCGGAGGAAUUGUACAAGUGCCAAGAAGCAGUCGAUAAAUUCGUCGACUUUGCUCGAGUCCAUGGAGAUCAGCUACAGUAUGCCGAUGCCCUGUGGAUCAGACUUCCCGAGAGUCCUCUGUACUCAAUUCUGGAAGGCUACUUCCCCCAUCCCUCCAAAACUUACGAAAGCAUCACUCAUAUCAUCGAGACAUAUGAGAAAAAGGCUAUCAACACGCUCAUCGGAGAGCGACGAACGAGGCUGGGUGCAACUUUGACCGAGGUCACCCUCGAGGUGAAGAGAGAAAUCUACGGCGGAAGCAAACUGGAGCACCUUUACCGGGAACUCAUCAACUGGACUACUGAUGAUGAUGUGAGAAGAAGUUAUGAAGAGAAACUGAUCCAAUACUGUCAUGAUCGCCUCAUUGUGUUGCCAGCAGGACCAGAAAAGACGGAGGAGCAACAGAAGGUUCUUGGACUGGCAAAUGACAUGGUCAUCAUCAGACACCCCUUCCGACUGGCCUGGGAUAUUGCCAUUAACUGGCAAGACAAGAAAGAAAUUCGCGAUUACGACGUGGAUCUUCUCAGAAACUACUGUAGUUUCUUUCCGGAAAGCGAUCUAUACAAGAUCAUCACUGGAUUCCUAACAAGCAGCUUUUCUCCUUUCGCUGCACCUGCGGCAGAUGAAUCGAAAAAAGCACCUUCCGCCGAGACCGAAACCUCUGACGAUAGUGACGAGGAAGAUGGUGGUGCACCAACCUUUGUGGUCCCACUGACUGAAGAAGAUCGAUUAGUCGGACAGUAUCUUCUGCGGUCCGGAGAAUAUGAGAGCACAGUAGAAUUGAUGCGCAAGGCCGUUCCUUUUCUUGCCAGACAGAAAACAAAGAUCGGCCUGUCGUAUGAAAACACAGAAGAUGCCUAUUCCAUCUCGCUUGCGACAGCGCUCAUCUACUACCAAUCUCCGAGACAUCACCAGGAAGCCAAGCGCCUAUUUGACAAAGUUCUGGAGCACGACAAGACUUCAACUCCAGCCAUGAUCGGUGUCGGUCUCAUAUUCGAAGAGGAGGAAGAUUAUGAGGAGGCGAUUGACUUUCUUACUCGUGCAUUGGCUCGAGAUGCUUCCAACCUUCGUGUCAAGUCCGAAGCUGCCUGGGUCAAAGCUCUCAGGGGAGAUUGGCAAACAGCGCUAGGUGAACUGCAGGAGUGCUUGGAGCCUCUAGAAGAGCAAGGUGAUGCCUCCAAGGAGCUCCUGGCUGAUACUCAGUAUCGCAUCGGAAUGUGCAUCUGGAACCUGGACACGGAUAGACAAUCUCGAAAGCGGAAGAAGGGCGAAUGUGCUUAUGCCUACUGGCUCAAGGCUCUAAACAACUCCUUGAACCAUGCCCCCACGUAUACUAGCCUGGGUAUCUUUUACGCAGACUACGCAUCAGAUAAGAAGCGAUCGCGACGAUGCUUUACAAAGGCCCUGGAGCUAUCAUCCUCAGAAGUGACGGCGGCCGAACGCCUGGCUCGCUCUUUUGCAGAUGAUGGAGAUUGGGAUCGAGUGGAAUUGGUUGCCCAGCGCAUCGUUGACUCUGGCAAGGUUAAGCCCCCACCAGGGUCGAAGCGAAAGGGAAUCAGCUGGCCUUUUGCGGCCCUGGGUGUUGCUGAAUUGAACAAACAAGACUUUCACAAGUCUAUCGUGUCGUUCCAAGCAGCCCUCAGAAUCACUCCCAACGACUAUCACUCUUGGGUUGGGCUCGGCGAAAGCUAUCACAGCUCUGGACGGUACAUUGCGGCGACCAAAGCCAUCCUCAACGCAAAGAAACUGGAAGAAGAUUCUAAAGUGGAUGUGUCUGGGGAUACUUGGUUUACCAACUACAUGCUCGCCAACAUUAAGCGUGAACUAGGCGAGUUUGAUGAGGCCAUCACACUCUACCAGACAGUUUUGGAGACGCAUGCAGAAGAAGAGGGAGUUGUUCUCGCACUGAUGCAAACCAUGGUCGACAAUGCCGUUACAAGCGUGGACAGGGGCCUGUUUGGAAAGGCGGUCCAUCUUGCUAUAGAUGCCAUCAACUUUGCGACAAAGCGGAGUGGCAGUGUGUUGGAGACUUUCAAUUUUUGGAAGAGUAUUGCUGAGGCUUGUUCUAUUUUUACGCAGGUCCAGAGCCGAACUGCGGAUUUUCCUAUCGACUCUAUCAAGCCUCUUCUGGAGUCUCGGCCACAGGAGGCUUUCGAUGUCCUUGCCAAUGUUGACAAGGUUGGCACCGAUGUCGUUUACCAAAAAGCCACAACAGACGAGCAUUUUGGCAUUGAGAUUGCGACAUGUCUACACGCAACAAUCCUGAGUUACAAGCAGGCCAUCUACGUAUCUGCCAAUGAUAUUCACGCACAAGCUGUUGCAUACUAUAACCUGGGAUGGGCUGAAUACCGCGCUCAUACCUGCCUGCCAUCACAGCUGCGGAAAAAGCCGAAUCGAUAUAUCAGAGCUGCUGUCAGGGCAUUCAAACGAUCCAUUGAACUGGAAGCCAACAAUGCGGAUUUCUGGAAUGCGUUGGGAGUAGUGACUAGCGACAUCAAUCCUUCCAUAGCCCAGCAUGCAUAUGUUCGAAGCUUGCACUUGAAUGAGCGUAGCCCAGUGGCGUGGACGAAUCUGGGGACUUUGGCACUGCUUGCAGGAGACUUUAAGCUUGCCAAUGAGAACUUCACGAGGGCUCAGUCAAACGACCCGGAUUAUGCGCACGCAUGGCUCGGCCAAGGCUUUGUGGCGCUGCUGUUUGGUGAAGCAAAGGAGGCCAGGGGUCUCUUUACGCACGCAAUGGAAAUCUCAGAAUCGUCAUCGCUGCCUGCACGCCGUCACUAUUCGUCUUCGCUUUUCGAUCACAUCUUGACGGCUCCGCUUAACUUGAACGUAGCAUCGCUCAUUCAGCCCCUGUUUGCUGUUAACCAAGUGCAGAGCCUACGCCCUGAUGAUUUGGCGUUUGUCCAUCUCAAAACUCUCCUGCAAGAGCGCACGGGCGAAAGCCCUCGUGCCGUCGAGACUCUCGAGAAGAUAUGCGAAAAGCUGGAAGCCGAUUACGAAAGGACCGAGUCCGCUGAUGACCUUGCGCGGUUCACUCUGGCACGAACAGAUUUGGCGCGAGCAUACCUCGCUUCUGGAUCCUACGAGCAAGCCGUCGAGUGCGGAGAAAUGGCAUUAGGCUUGAGCGGCGAGGAGGGCGAGAAUGAGUUGACGAGCGAGCAGCGCAAAAAGGCUCGAUUGUCCGCACACUUGACUGUGGGACUUGCGCAGUAUUACCUGAAGACGUACGAUGAGGCAGAGAAAUGCUUCGAGUCGGCGUUGGAAGAAUCCGACAACAAUCCUGAUGCGACGUGCUUGCUCGCCCAAGUUCUAUGGGCCCAAGGCACGGAGAGCGCAAGAGAAAAGGCUCGCGGUGCCCUGUUUGAGGUUAUUGAAAAGCAUCCCGACCAUGUACAAAGCGUGUUACUCCUAGGAGUCAUUGCCCUUCUCGACCAAGACGAGGCAAGCUUAGAAGCCGUAGUAGAAGAGCUCCAAGGCCUCCGAACAAACGACAAGGUUACAGCGGCAGAACAAUCUCGCAUCGGCCAAGUCUUGCGAGCAGUUGCCUCUCUCGGAGACGGAAAGACGGAGCAGGACAUGAUCUCACAGGUCCAGACAGACAUCAUGCUGUAUCCCAAUCUCCCGCAUGGCUGGUCAUCGCUUGCUGAGACGACGGCCGAAGACGGCGACUACGCGGCUGAGAUGUCGCUCAAGGUUGCGGCAAGGGGCAUUCCGCCGCGAGGAACACUGGAGGCGCAGGACUUGGCUAAGGCGUAUGCUGGGACGGGCAGAGUUGCAGAUGCGCAGAGAGCAGCGUUUUUGGCGCCGUGGGAGGGAUCUGGGUGGAAUGCUCUUGAGAUUAGUGUUGAGGGCAUAUGA